CGUCUGAACUUGUUGGUAUGUCGUGUUAUGACUUAUGGCAGACUUAAAAAUUAAAUGUGGUUUCCAACCAGUCACAUAUAGUUUUAUUUUUCCAAAUGACAAAGGCAAAAGAUUAGUAGAAAGUGGACAUUUAAUUAAUGUCGAAGAAAUAAAACCGGCUACUAAUCAUAUUGCACCUAGAAUAAAAGGAUUAUGUAUAAGGCAAACUUCUGUGUCUUAUGAUCCAUGGACAGUUAUUCUUGAAAUUGAUGGAACUAGAAGAGUUAAAAAUACAUCUUGUGAUUGUCCUGCUGGCGCAGGAGGAAAAUGCAAACAUAUAUGUGCAUUAAUUUACUACAUUAAUAAUGAGCAACUAAUUUCUAAAACAGACUUGCCCCAACAAUGGGGAAAACCUUCAAAGGCUGGAGAAUUGAAGUAUAAGAAAGGUAGAACAAUUCAAGACUUAUUCCCAUGUAAAAGGCAAAAACAUUUUAUAGAUUAUGUAACUCAUAAAGAUUUAAUUUCAAUGCAUAACAUUUUAAGUAUACCAUGUAGCUUAAGCACACUUUUAAAAGAAGAAAGCCUUACUGAAACAGAAAGACAGUGUAAACAAAUUUUGAAUUCCAUCAUUGAUCAAGUAGAACUAGAUUUUACAUAUUCUUUAAAUAAAAAUCAUUUCUCACUUAUAUUACUUAACCAAAAAAUAUUGUUUAUAAAUAAUACUCCUUCAUCGAAAUUUCCACUUAAUUUUCAUGAAAACAGUUUUUACUUUACUAAUAUUGCUUUAUUGGCAGACAAUCUUUUAAGUAUUUAUAAUUUAACUAUGAGCCAGUCUUCUUCAGAAAUUUGGAAAACCUCUAGACAUUUUCGUAUUUCGGCUAGUAUGAGGGCACAUAAAAUUAAAACAUGUCGUAAUUGGACGGACAUAGGUCUCAAUAAGCUUGCUAACUCUUUCCUAAAAAGAACUGACUUAGGUAUGAAAGGUAAUAUUAAUGUUAAAUAUGGUAAUUUAAAUGAACCUCUAGCUUUUGAAAAAUACCAAGAGUUAUAUGAUGAUAUUAUAGUACUUAAGGCAGGACUUAUUAUCCAUCAUGGGUGUGUGCCAGCCCAGACGGUCUUGUUAUCAAAAAUGGAAAUAUUGAAAGAAUUCUUGAAAUAA
Molecule: messenger RNA, 1138 nt
Organism: Metopolophium dirhodum (rose-grain aphid)
Lineage: Eukaryota; Metazoa; Arthropoda; Insecta; Hemiptera; Aphididae
Exons: 2
Coding region: 35-1138 (367 amino acids)
Molecular function (GO): zinc ion binding
Source: RefSeq, a predicted model, not a curated record